AUGCUAAUCGUUUUUUCCUUAACCCUUCUGUGUUCUUCGGGUAUCACGGACUAUAGAUAUGGUCCUGAUGAUGAUGAUGAAGAAGAAGCAAUCAACGUUACUGCUAAUGGUAAGUCAAAAGCAUCUUUGAAGGAUGUAACUGAAGAAGAUGACUCGGAAUCAGAAGAUGAUGAUGACUCAGAUGAUGAUAUGAAUGACUCAGAUGACUCUGAAGAUGAAGAAGAAGAAGAAGAAGUGAAGCCUGUGAAGAAACCUGUUCAAGCUGGAAAAAGAGCUGCUGAAAGUGCACCAAAGACACCGGUUUCUGAAAAGAAACGAAAAUCCAACGCUCCACAAAAAACAGAUGGGAAGAAAGGUGGACAUACAGCAACCCCAUAUCCAUCAUCAAAACAAAGUUUUAAGAAAGGAAAGAAAAAUGGGAAUAGAUGAUAGAUUAUAGGUGUUAUAUAUUAUUAUUAUUAUUAUGGGUUUGGUUUGUUUUUGGGGCUUUUGUUAUUAAACACUGAGGGAUAUAAGUAGCUUUGUUUGAAUUAAAAAAAAA
Molecule: messenger RNA, 541 nt
Organism: Lactuca saligna
Lineage: Eukaryota; Viridiplantae; Streptophyta; Magnoliopsida; Asterales; Asteraceae
Source: the annotation of a GenBank genome assembly